Molecule: messenger RNA, 2142 nt
Organism: Moesziomyces antarcticus
Lineage: Eukaryota; Fungi; Basidiomycota; Ustilaginomycetes; Ustilaginales; Ustilaginaceae
Product: general transcriptional repressor
Exons: 3
Coding region: 1-2142 (713 amino acids)
Molecular function (GO): protein binding
Source: RefSeq, a predicted model, not a curated record
AUGUACAACCAUCGUUCCAUCGUGCCUUCUGCAGGCUCGCAGGGCCCUCCUUCCGGCCCACCUCCUCCAGGUGCUCCCGGUGGCGCCGGCCCUUCCCAGGCUGCUGCAGGUGCACCUCAUCCAGGAGGCCCAGUUGCCGGUGGUCCCAGCGGCCCCGCGCCUCCUGGCCCUCCUGGCGCCGCCGCCGGUCCUCCCGGUGGUGCACCACCCGCAGGAGCACCGCACACCAGCUCCGCACGUCUUGCAGACCUUCUCGACUUUGUCCGACACGAGUUCGACCUGCUCGGCAACGAUACCGCACAAUUCAAGGCGCAACGCGACGAAAUGGAACAUCGAGUCACGCAACAAAUCAGCGAAGUCAACAUGAUGCAGAACCACUUUUACGACCUCGAAAAGCGGCACUCCCAGAUCAUUCAGCAGUACGAAGAGGAAGUCAAGCGUCUCCGCAGCAUCCUCGACUCCAGAGGCUUGUCCGCAGAACACGGCGCCGCUCCCACAUCAGGCCCCAUGGGCGGUCCUCCUCAUCUGCCUGCCUCGGGUGCAUCGGGUCCGCUGCCAAUCGCUUCGGCCGGUGGUCCCCCGCCCCCUGGUGGCCCUGGUGGCCCGGGCUCUGCUGGCAUGUUCGGUCCCAACGGCAACGGUUCUGGUCCUGGACCCGCCUCCGAGCACGGUCGUGGCCCCAACGGCUUCGACCGAGAACGCGAGCCCGUGCGUGGCCCCACCCCUGGCGGCAAGGACGCAAAGCGCAUGCGCGUCGAGGGCCCCGGAUCGCACUACAGCGGCCCGCCCAGCCCGGGCCCGGAUCGCGAGCGCGACUGGAUCAAGAAGGAGGAACGCGACCGUGCGCAUCGCGACGAAAAGUGGGAACGCGAUCCCCGCGGUACUGGACCGCCACUCGGUCCGGGUCCAGCGCAGUCGCCGCACGGCGCACCACCCCUCCCGCCUUCCAACUCGUACAAUCGUGACAUUCACCGCGAGCGCGAGCGUGGCGAGCGUCCCGGCGAGGGCCCCUCGCGUGCCGACUCGCCCGGCGCCGCCGCAGCUGCGGCCGGCAACGUCUCGCUCGCCAGCCUCAGCGACAUGGACCCAGACGAGAUCCCUAAAGAGCUCAAGAAGGAAGGCCCCGACUGGCUCGCCAUCUUCAACCCCAAGGUGAAGCGCACGCUCGACGUCAACCUCGUCCACACCUUUUUGCACGAGAGCGUCGUCUGCUGCGUGCGCUUCUCGGCCGACGGCAAGUUCCUCGCCACGGGUUGCAACAAGUCGGCGCAGAUCUUUGACACAAAGACGGGCGCAAAGACGUGCGUGCUCACCGACCAGUCGGCCAACUCCAAGGGCGAUCUGUACAUCCGCAGCGUCUGCUUCAGCCCCGACGGCAAGUGUCUCGCGACGGGUGCCGAGGACAGGCAGAUCCGCAUCUGGGACAUCAGCAAGAAGAAGGUCAAGCACCUCUUUUCGGGCCACAAGCAGGAGAUCUACUCGCUCGACUACUCCAAGGACGGACGCAUCAUCGCGUCGGGUUCGGGCGACAAGACGGUGCGCAUCUGGGAUGUGGAGAACGGUCAGCUGCUGCACACGCUCUACACCUCGCCCGGUCUCGAACACGGGCCUAGCGAGGCGGGCGUGACGUCGGUGAGCAUCUCGUCCGACAACAGGUUGGUAGCUGCGGGCGCACUCGACACGCUCGUUCGCGUCUGGGAUGCCCAGACCGGCAAGCAGCUCGAGCGACUCAAGAGCCACAAGGACUCGAUCUAUUCCGUCUCGUUUGCGCCCGAUGGCAAGUCGCUCGUUUCGGGCAGUCUGGACAAGACGCUCAAGCUGUGGGAUCUCACUGGAACCGCCAAGGCGGUGCAGGAGAACAGGGCCGAGGAGAAGGGCGGUCACGCCACGUGUGCCACCACCUUUGUCGGGCACAAGGACUACGUGCUCUCGGUGUCGUGCAGUCCCGAUGGUCAGUGGGUCGCAAGUGGUAGCAAGGACCGCGGCGUUCAGUUCUGGGACCCACAGACGGCUCAGGCGCAGUUCGUGCUGCAGGGCCACAAGAACUCGGUGAUCGCCAUCAACCUCAGCCCCGCCGGAGGCUUACUGGCCACGGGAAGCGGCGACUUCAAUGCCAGAAUCUGGUCGUACGACCGCAUCUAA